GCGGUGGAUCUCUCCGGGCGGGUGGGGGGAUUGACAGCUUGACACGUGUCUUCAUGUGAAGAGAGUUUGAUCGCUGACUGCUGCUGUGAAGGAGCUUGGAGAUUGGUGAUCGUCAGGAGCAAGGAGGGAAAUGAGAAAGGAGUACGAUUGAACGAUUGAUUGACACGUGUCUUCACGUUGGGAGGACAGGAGGGAGAGGAGGAAGUUAAAAAAGAGGGGAGCGCGGGCGGCGGCAAUUCCGGUCGGUCGAAGGUACGGAAGGACAAACAAACGAAUGUUCAAAGAAGGUACGGACUCGAGAAAGUGAAAAGUCACGUGUCCUCAUCAAAGCUUAGCCUAGCCUAGACGCGCUCUCGCGCUCUCGCUCGGUCGCUCGCUUGCUCGCUUGCUUCCGUGGUUUCCAUAGUGUGGACACACCCCAAUCAAUCAACAAUAUUAAAUCUACAAAUCACGGGCUGGAAGCAGGGUGAAUCGUGCCACCAUCUCAACGCAAUUUACCUCGUCCUGCGUUCAUUCUUCCUCCUGUUCUUCUUCUUCUUCUUCUCUUGCCUUCUCAUUCUUUUCCUCCUUUCUUUGUGUUCUCCUCUUUCGCCGACUUCCUUCUCUCUUCUGUCCUCUUCUCCAUUGCGACGAUUUUGGUGCUGUCAUUCUUCUCCUUGUUGGACCGAGUCAUACAUUCAUUCCUCCUUACAUUGAGACGUGACGCUCUCACCGAAUCCCCACAUGCCCCUUCUCAUCUAAUCACACGUCGUUCUCUCUGACUUCCUAAUUGUAAGGUCAUCGUUGAUCGGUCAAAGCAAUAGACAUCUCCUCUCUUCUUGUUUGUCACUCCGACACGGAAGCCUGAUCUGAUUAUCGUCCUUCUAUCCCGUGGCACAUAGUCAAUCUUGUCCCCACCUCGUUGUUGUUCUCUAAUAGUUGUUGCCAUUGACUUUCCGCCCUGUAGGGCGAAUCGUUGUCCCGGUUUUUUGUUUGCUGCAACGCCAUCUCUCUCUUUCUCUUGUCUCUCUCUCUCUCUCCCCCCGCUUGUCUCCUCUCACGUACGUUGAGAACGGUCUUUCGGGGCGUUUCUCGUUGAAGAUCGCCGGCUCCGCUGUGAUAACGACGGCACGGAGGGGGAGAAAGGGGAGGGGGGAGAUUGGGGCUAUCUGUUAAGUCCUGCGGUCGAGGCGGGGCAGCUGCUGUGCUUGCCUGUGCGGCGAGGGAGAGAGAGGGAGGGAGAAAGGAGGAGGCAGGACGGAGAAGGGUUGGCGAGCGAGCAACAGGUGGAAUACCCUGAAGGCACUGACAGAGAUAAGACGACGCAGGACUCGCCCUCGGUUCUCAGGAGGCUGAACCUGUGGCAAACCUAAUUUCGUUAGCCGUUUUUGGAGCGCGUUAGUAUUAGAGAACGAGAGGAAUAUAGGAAAGAGGAGGCGCUGCAGUGGGAGGAACACGUGUGCGAGGAACACGUGUGCAGACCCGUGUCGGCCGGGAUCUCGUUGCCAGUGAAUAAUAACAGGUUGACAGACAGUAUACGGAGUAUAAUAACAGGUUGACAGACAGUAUACGGAGUAGGUGGUCGACGGAAGAGGAAGUAGGAGGAACGGAGAGGAGGAGCGGAGGAGAGGAGACGAUCGAAGCGGAGAGAACAUUUGCCGCGCAGGUGAGAGCGAGCGAGCGAGAGAGAGAGAGAGAGAGAGAGAGAGAGAGAGAGAGAGAGAGAGAGAGAGAGAGAGUGGAGGGGGAACGGAGAAACGGUGGAGAGAGGAGUGACAGAAGAGGGAGGACAAGAGAAGGCAGGUAAUCAGUAUGACUAGAGUGGAUGCGGCCAUGGAAGAUCGUGGGGACGAUUACAUUUCCGAGGCGCCGAUGGCCGAAGCCGUUGGCAAUACGGAGACGAUGGAGGUGGUGGCAUCGAACGACGGGAUCCCGACUGUAGAAAACCAACCGUCUGUCGCGGCGGAAGACCCCCACAGCGGGACUUUCCGAUGGCCGAUCGACAACUUCUCGAAAUUGAAUGUGCGCAAACACUAUUCAGAGAUGUUCACGGUAGGCGGUCACAAAUGGCGAGUGCUGAUAUUCCCCAAGGGCAACAACGUGGAUCAUCUGUCCAUUUACCUUGAUGUGGCCGACUCGGGGACGCUGCCUUACGGGUGGAGCCGCUGUGCGCAGUUCACCUUAGGCGUGAUUAAUCAGAUUGACCCUAAGUAUUCCAUCAAGAAGGAUACAUGUCACCAGUUCAAUUCCCGCGAAAGCGACUGGGGUUUUACCUCUUUCAUGCCUCUUCAAGAUUUGUACGACCACUCCAAGGGUUUCUUGGUGAACGAUACCCUAGUCAUCGAGGCUGACGUUGUUGUGCGCAAGGUUGCUGAUCCUUGGGCUUACGACUCUAAGAAGGAGACGGGAUUUGUCGGCUUGCAGAACCAAGGCGCGACCUGCUACAUGAAUUCCCUACUCCAGACUCUCUAUCACAUACCCUAUUUUCGAAAAGCCGUUUAUCACAUGCCCACAACGGAGAACGAUAUGCCGUCCAAUAGCAUUCCGUUAGCGCUACAGAGUUUGUUCUACAAGAUUCAGAACAGCGACACCAGCGUGGCGACCAAGGAUCUAACGAAAUCCUUCGGCUGGGACUCGCUGGACUCGUUCAUGCAGCAUGACGUGCAGGAGCUGAAUCGUGUUCUGUGCGAGAAGCUGGAGGACAAGAUGAAGUCGACGGUGGUGGAGGGAACGAUACAGAAGCUGUUCGAAGGGCAUCUGCUAAGUUACGUGGAGUGCAUCGAUGUGGACUUCAAGUCGACGAGGAAGGAAUCGUUCUACGACCUGCAGCUGGAUGUGAAGGGCUGCAAGGACGUCUACGAGUCGUUCGACAAGUACUGCAUGGUGGAGCGAUUGGAAGGGGAUAAUCAGUACCACGCGGAGCAUCACGGAUUGCAGGACGCGAAGAAGGGGAUACUGUUUCUGAACUUCCCGCCGGUUUUGCAGCUGCAGUUGAAGCGAUUCGAGUACGACUACAUGAGGGAUACGAUGGUGAAGAUCAACGACCGAUACGAGUUCCCUCUGCAGCUGGACUUGGACAGAGAUAACGGCAAGUACUUGGCCGUGGACGCCGACCGCAAUGUGCGCAAUCUGUACACUCUGCACAGCGUGCUCGUGCACAGCGGGGGUGUGCAUGGGGGGCAUUACUACGCCUUCAUUCGGCCCACGUUGUCCGAUCAAUGGUACAAGUUCGACGACGAGAGGGUGACCAAGGAGGAUGCCAAAAGGGCGUUGGAGGAGCAGUACGGAGGGGAGGAGGAGCUGCAAACGAACCCCGGAUUCAACAACACGCCGUUCAAAUUCACUAAGUACUCGAACGCCUACAUGCUGGUGUAUAUCAGGGAAUCGGACAAGGACAAGAUUAUGUGCCAGGUGGACGAACGGGAUAUCGCGGAGCAUUUGCAGAUACGACUGAAAAAGGAGCAGGAGGAGAAGGAGCGGAAGAGGAAGGAGAAGGCGGAGGCGCACCUGUACACGAUCGUGAAGGUCGCGCGAGACGAUGAUCUGCGAGAACAGAUAGGCAAGGACAUCCACUUCGACCUGGUGGAUCACGAAAAGGUGCGCUGCUUCCGCAUUCAGAAGCACUGUUCGUUCAAGACGAUCAAAGAGGAGUGCGAGCGGGAGUUCCACAUUCCUGUGCAGUGCCAGCGGUUCUGGCUAUGGGCGAAGAGACAGAACCAUACCUAUCGACCGAGCAAGCCGUUGACACUGCAGGAGGAGCUGCAAAACGUGGGUCUGCUAAAGGAGGCGUCGAACAAGACGCAUAAUGCGGAGCUGAGGCUGUUCCUGGAGGGCACCCCCGUAACUGCCGAGGGUGUGCCCGUGCCUCUGCCCGAGCGCUCCAAGGACGACAUCCUCCUGUUCUUCAAGCUGUACAAUCCGGAGAAGGAGGAGUUGAGGUACGUGGGGAGGAUGUUUGUGAGGUGGCAGAGCAGACCUUUCGACGUGAAACAGAGGAUCACCGACAUGGUCGGCUUCGCUGCCAACGAGGAGGUGGCGCUGUACGAGGAGAUCAAAUUCGAUCCGACGGUGAUGUGCGAGCCGGUCGACAAGAAGGCCACCUUCAAGGCAAGCCAGCUGGAGGACGGCGACAUCAUCUGUGUCCAGAAGGCCGUUUCCGGUCGGGAUCUCGAGAAGUACAGGUAUCCCGACGUCCCGUCCUACCUGGAGUACGUGAGGAACCGGCAGGUGGUCCAGUUCCGUCGUCUGGAGAAGCCCAAGGAGACGCACUUCAUGCUGGAGCUCUCGAAGCAGCACACGUACGACGAUGUCGUUGAGAGAGUUGCCAGGCAUAUUGGCCUCGACGACCCGCAGAAGAUCCGUCUCACCGCUCACAACUGCUACUCCCACGUCCCCAAACCUCAGCCAAUCAAGUACCGCGGGGUGGAGCGCCUCAGCGACAUGUUGAUUCAUUACAAUCAGACUUCGGAUAUCCUCUACUACGAGGUUCUGGAUCUUCCCUUGCCAGAACUCCAGGGACUCAAGACGCUGAAGGUUGGCUUUCAUAAUAGCAGGACGGAGGAGGUGUGUGUGCUCAACAUCCGCCUGCCGAAGCAAAGCACGGUAGGCGACGUGAUCAACGAACUAAGGAACAGAGUGGAGCUCUCCAACCCGAAGGCGCAGCUGCGCAUCCUCGAAGUGUUUUAUCAUAAGAUUUACAAGAUAUUUCCGUUGACGGACAAGAUAGAGAACAUCAACGAUCAGUAUUGGACGCUGAGAGCUGAGGAGAUUCCAGAGGAUGAGAUGGACCUGGGGCCUGAAGAUCGGCUAAUCCAUGUCUACCACUUCACAAGGGAUGCGGCGUCCAACUCCAUGGUACACAACUUCGGGGAGCCGUUCUUCCUCGCGGUGAGGGAGAACGAAACGCUAGCAGAGGUGAAAGAGAGGAUCAAGAAGAAGCUAGGGGUGCCAGAUGAUGAAUUCGCGAAGUGGAAGUUUGCUUAUCUAUCGCUGAGCAGGCCGGACUACCUGCAGGACACGGACAUCGUGGCAAGUCGGUUCCAGAGAGACACGUAUGGCGCUUGGGAGCAUUACCUGGGCCUUGAGCACGCAGACACAGCCCCCAAGAGGCCCCAUCAGUCAAACCAGAACAGACACAGCUUCGAGAAACCAGUCAAGAUCUACAAUUGAUUGAUUGGCCAGGGUCUUGUGAUUGAGUGGCUGCUGGCUCAUCGACGACGCUGCGUCGCACAAAGAAGUCGCACACAUUGUCACAUGCGCACUCUACUACUAGUCGAACUCGCUCUCUCACUCCUACGCUCUGUUGAACAGCACACACUGAUUCGUUGAUCGAUCGAUCAAUUGGUGGGUUGAGUGGUUGGUUGAUUACUUGAUUGAUUAAUUGGCUGAUUAAAAUGAGUGGUCGAUUGAUUGACUGAUUGAUUGAUUGGUUCAUCAAUCGAUUGAUUGAUUGACUGACUGGUUCAUGGAUUGAUUGAUUGAUUGAUUGAUUGACUGAUUCAUUGAUUGAUUGGUUGGUUCAUCUGCUGAUCGAUUGGUUCGUUGAUCGUUGAUUGGUUGGUUGGCUAACGGACGAAUGAUAGAUCGAUCCGGCAAUCGAUUGCUCAAUUGAUGAGCUGAUUGAUUGAUUGAUUGAUUGAUUGAUUGAUUGAUUGAUUGAUUGGUCGGUGGGUUGAUAGAUCGACCGAUCAAUUGAUUGAUUGGGGUUCGGCAGUGUCAGUCAGGUUUGUUUUACAGGUCAUCCAUCAGUCAGGCGCAUGCGUUCGCUCAUCGCUUCACUCAAAUCAAUCGAUCAUUCAAUCAAUCAAUGAUUGACUGUCUGUCCAUUACACCCAUUCAUGUUUGCAAUCAAAUCACUUGAUAUGGCUGCUGCAGGUUGGCCGCGAGACUGGCAAUCGCUGCCAGCAGGCAAACAAUGCCAGCUGCCAACGUUGGAGGGCUUACACUUUGAUUCAAUUCAACCAAUCGGCAUUCGCGAUUUGCAUGGAUGAACGUCACUUUUUCCGGUAUGUCAUCCUCCAUACCUGUCUACCAUAGCUUGUGAGAUGCUUAUCGCGUGCUUGGAAGAACGAACAGCAGAGAGUUCACUGACAAGUCAGAUGAGGUGGUCGAAGGUGGCAAAGGGGAUGUAAAGGAGAGGGUUUGGACGUGAUCCAGUGUGGUGGUCUCAGGGUUUGAAGGGGUAUUCGAUUUGUCUAUGGAUCCUUCUGCUUUUCAGGUGCUCUUCCUCGGCGGCGUUGUAGAUUAAUGGCACGAGCCUGACCUCAGCGAUUCCGAGCUUUGCUUGUUUCCGUAACUACAAGUUGGGCAUGUGUAUUCACAGGUUUCGGGUUGGGGGCGAGUUCCCGAGCUGUUUCGAACGGAACCAUACCAGAGCUGUUUCGAACGGAACCAUACCAGACCAAACUGGACCAAAUCAGGCCGGGCCGCACCUUUCGAAGAUGCAGGGACGUGCUUGCUCACACGUGUAAUGUGUACUCAGCAGCAGUGCAGUGUUCGGGUUGGUGUUUCGUGCCCGGGCUGCACUGGACCUUAACCAAACUAGACUGGAUCGGACGACAACAUACGGAACCGAAACGAACCGAGAACCGAGCCUUUGGGAUCGGUUGGUCGGAAAUGACGGGGCGUGCGGCCGUGCUUGCUUCCGCCUGGAAUGUGUACCCGGGCAGGCAGGGUGUUCAGUUCAUUCCCACAGCGGUCAGGGGGUUUGAAGUUGGGUGCGCCUGUUUGCUUCUCUUGGCAUCUCUCUGAUCCGGAGCAGUUUGGCUGGGUAUAGACUCUGAUAUGUAUAGACUCACCCUUACCCCUUCGCGAGGCUGCUUGUCAAAACCCUUUUCGUCUUCUGCGCUCUGUGUUUCUUCGUUUUUGAGGCGGUGUAGUCGCGGCUCCAACAGGCGUGUGCGAGGUUCCGGAAAAGGGGUCUGUUAUGUAACCCCCCCCGUUUGCAUGCUCCCGAUCCCUGUCACUUGCUUGUGUGGCUUUUUGGCACUCGCUUGUGUGGCAGUUUGGCAUGAUCGGCUAUUUUAGGGGUCGUACUCAGCUGCCGGCUAGCUAUGCUUCUGCUUUGCUGCAACUUUCUCUGUGCCUGGUUCUUAGGCCCGACCUCCUCCUCGACAGGCGCACCUCGCUUGUCUCAUCUGCUGCAGGGGAGUUGCGGUGAUGGCAAUGAUUGUCGCAAAGCCUGACUGCAUGCCGGGGCUUAGAUCUUGCACUUGCUGUUUCUCUGGCCUCUGUUUGUAUAGGCUUUUACUGUCUCUGGUUUGUGGUCGUGUGGGUGGCAGCGGUUUGAUGCAGAGGGUCAUUGCAUGCACACCGUUGUCCUUCCUAGAUGGAGAAUUAGCAGAGGCUGUUUUGCCAUGUGUAUGCACCGCAACUCUUGUCCCCGCGAUGGUGUUGGUAAGCUGGACUGCCUUGGUUUGCGUGAGUGUCAUGUGUGCUUGCACAUCCAACUUCAGAUCUCGACCGCUUGGGCCUGUUUUCCUGUGGCGUUUUUUCUGCUCUUCCAGAGCUGCUGUAUGCCACAAGCCUGGCUGACUUCGGUUGCGUGAGUGCCUGUGCAUUCAUGUGGGCAUGCCUUUUAGGGUUGUGGUUCAGGAGGGGGAAUUGUAUGUGUGUUCUUUGCUAUGCGGUGUCAGCAUCGGUGAGGGUAGCAGGCGCUUUUGGGUUGACUUGAGGAAUUGCUGCGUGCGCAUGACUCCAAUGCGGAGGCAGUUUGGGAGCUUGCACGAGGGUGGUUGGUAGAGAGAAAAGGGCAAUGCGCGUGUGUGGAAGAGCGGAGAGAGGAACUUGUACAUGUACGAUAGCGAAUUGCAUGGCGCAGAGUGUAGAAGUUGGGAAACUCUUCUUCUGCAGUCCCUCAAAACCCAUACUCUCCCCUCCACCGCCGCCUCCCUUCCUGCCUGACGAAGAGACGGGCAAUGCGAGAGGGUGGUUGGUAGAGAGAAAAGGGCAGGAGAGGUUGAUGAAAGUCCGGAGGUAAACUCUUCUUCUGCAGUCCCUCAAAACCCAUACUCUCCCCUCCACCGCCGCCUCCCUUCCUGCCUGACGAAGAAACGGGCAGGAGAGGUUGAUGAAAGUCCGGAGGUAGCAGAGCCUAACCGGUAGGGAAACACUCCUUUUAUCCCCUUGCGGUUCGGGAGACGUUCCCUUGCUCAUCCAUUUUCCUUGUUGUCCUAGCUGACGGGCUGUGUCCUUGUAUCUGGGUCAUGACUGGGAUUCGCUCCAUUGGCGGGUUGGUCGAUCUAUAUUUGUCAUCACCGCAUAUGGUCUGCUCCUCUCCGUGCCUAGGGUGGUGCACUUCUGCAUCUGCGCAGCUGAGUUAGCACUCUGGAAUCGUGGCAUUGAUGGGGAGGCGAUGGGGGGUGAUGGCCAUGACGACAACGAGGAAGAAAGAAGCAAAGAGAACAAUUGCGGCUGCAUUGCCGAGUGCGCGGAGCGUGAGUUAGUAGUCCGAUUGCCGUGGGUUACUCGUUGGCAGAGUUGGAAGGAGCACUUUCUGCCAUGCUGUGGGCCAUGUGCAUUGAACGAGAGGGAGGGACGCGUGUGUGGAUCUGAUAUUUGAGAUUGUGCAGAGUGGGAAGCAAUGCAGCUCUGAAGGGGAGGGAGUGUGAGGCAGGGAGGUUGUGUGUGCAGAUCUGAUAGCCCGAAUGGGAGGGAGAGUGAGGGCGGUAAGUGGGGUGUGUGCCGACGUAAUUGUUGCGACUGUGCGGUCUGACAACGAAUGCAAUCCUGAAGGGGAUGGAUAGAGAGUUAGGGAGGUAGUGUUUGUGAAUCUGAUAGUUUUGCAUUGUGCGGUCUGACGAUGAAUAUAGCCUUUAUGACUGAGAUCAUGAAGGUGAGAGGCGCAGCAGCGAAGGAAAGAAGUGACGGUAUAGGUGACAGGAAAACGGAUGAAGCCUUUUCCUCCUUCCGUGUGUGUGUGUGUGUGUGUGUGUGUCUGUGUGUGUGUGAGAGAGAGAGAGGGAGAGAGAGAAAGAGGAUAAUGAGAGCAGUGGUAGUGUAGAUAGCGCCUAUUGAGUGCAAUAUGUUGUGCUGAUCUUUUGUCUGUUUUCUGGUAUAGCCGAUCGGUGGGCUGCAGUUUCCCUAGCUGAUGAUUGGAGGAUCCUCUGUGAUGGAGUGUAAUGCUUUUGCUUUUUCCUAGUUUACGAUCUUGAGCGAUUGACGCGGAACACGCAGCUGCCUACUCUCUCUGUAAUUUUCUUCCGUUCCCACCGACUCCUUUUGUAGAGAGUCCAGAUUGCCCCUUCUCAACCAAGAUGGCCUUUUUACUGACCCAGUUUUCUGUUGGCCGGCAGCCGCGCAUCUGUCAUUGAUUCUUUGGCAUCGGUCAGGGUUUCCAAAGCUGUAUUUGUUGUUUAUCUGUCUCUGUCCAUAACUUCUUAUAGGUGGAGGAGAGGUAUACCUGUCAAGUGCCGUGUUUCUCUUGGAAGGCGCUUGUUUGCUCGCUGAGGAUGCUUUAACUAGCAGGGGAAUGUCUGGUGAGGCUGCGGCAAGGUCGGGUUUUGGUGAUUCGUCCAAGAAUGUUUGAUAGGUGAAAUCGAACCAACAAUUCAUUCUUUUUCUGCGGGUACCAAGCCAUUUUCGUGCCUGUGUCCUGAGGCUGUGUUUUCCAUAUAUUCGGAAAAGAGAGAACGGCAAGUGUGGCCAUUAUCUGUGUGGGAUGAAAUCCUGGAGAGAGGAUGGGACAGGGAGCUUGGUCGUCUAAGAUCCUGCUCCCAUUAUUGGGUGACAGUCUGCUUCAAACACAGUACCACCUCACUCUGAAUUACUAGCCAGCCACGGGUUGCUGUCUUCUAAAUCGCUCAGCCUGUAUUGCUCCCGUCUUCAUUCCUGGCAUUAACUACCGGACUCGGUCUAAUAUUUCCAAAUAACCGGACCAAGCUUGAAUGGUAUCUGCGUUACGUGGUCUGGUUUUCUGCCGCCUCUAGAUUGCGAGGCCUUUUUCUGCAAUGUCUCCUAUGGAUUAGGAGGACUUUUAUGCAUAUUGUUAUCGCUGGGUAAAUACUUUAUCGACAGGUGUCAGUUAAAUAAACUGCAGGGCUGGAUCUGAGCAAAAGUUCAUCGACAGGUGUCGCUUACACUACGGCACUGCAUUUCUAUCAUGAAGGGCAUUUGCGCAAAAAGUAGGGCUUCAGUUUUGCCCAUAGGGAUUGCUACACUGAAUUAGUACGGAUAUGGCCCUGUUAUGCCAUUUUGGUGUCCUAUGUGAAACUCCCAUUUGCGUCAUUAGGUGGUCGUUUAAGUAAAAUGUGGUUGUCCUGUCACCCGGGUGUGUGUUUCCGUCACCUGAUCUGUGCAGGUAUGACCUGGGAAUUCGACCGCAGAGUUUGCUAAACAGAGUUUGCUAUGCUUUACUUAUCUCCUGCAAAUUUAGUGUGAUUGAACUUAACUACGGUUAAUGAAUACAUGUUUCUGUG
Molecule: messenger RNA, 10394 nt
Organism: Chara braunii
Lineage: Eukaryota; Viridiplantae; Streptophyta; Charophyceae; Charales; Characeae
Source: the annotation of a GenBank genome assembly